This is a messenger RNA of Trichosurus vulpecula (common brushtail), 1115 nucleotides long. RefSeq names its product SS18 like 2 (gene SS18L2). The transcript is spliced from 3 exons. NCBI's taxonomy places the organism in Eukaryota, Metazoa, Chordata, Mammalia, Diprotodontia, Phalangeridae. The coding region runs from base 64 to 693 and encodes 209 amino acids. Gene Ontology annotation, cellular component: nucleus. The record is from RefSeq and is a predicted model, not a curated record. Gene Ontology annotation, biological process: positive regulation of transcription by RNA polymerase II. Gene Ontology annotation, molecular function: transcription coactivator activity.
UUUACGUGCGUGCCUGCGCGCGCGUGCGCGGCAGUUCCUGAGGACUGCGGCUCGGGUAACGGGAUGUCGGUAGCGUUUGUGCCAGAGCGGAUGAGGGGGAAGGCGGAAGUUAACCAGGAGACCAUCCAGCGGGUAAGGCCUGCGCAUGCGCCGGCUGCAGUAGCUGAGCUUUGGCCCGGCUCCUUCCCUCUCCAGCGGCGGGCCCACCAGCUGGAGGCCGGGGCUUUGGAGCUGGGCUCAGGCCGCUGGCGUGCUGCCCCCUGCCCAGCCUUCCCCACGCGUCCCUACAACCAUAAUCAGUAUUCCUUCGCCUCUGGAAGCGUGGGGACUCCCGUGGCCUUUGGAGACAGAGCCCGGGCCCCGAGACAGCCUUUAUUAAGCGCCUGCUGUGUGGCCCAUCUGGCGGAAAGACCAAAACUAAGGAAACAGGAGCCCCUGCCCGCGAGGAGCUUACUGUCGUGUAGAGGCGGGUCCCCAAAGUCUCAGUGCGGCGCUGGGCGUUUAAAGCUCCGGGCAGUUGGAGGGGAAUUGCUGGAGGAAAAUGACCAGCUGAUCCGGUGCAUCGUGGAGUACCAGAACAAGGGGCGGGCUGCAGAGUGCACACAGUACCAGCAUGUAUUGCACAGAAAUCUCAUUUAUUUGGCUACCAUCGCAGAUGCUAGCCCAGCAAAUGCUCCCAAAACGGAGGAUUGAUUGAUUAGCCCUUGCUUUUUGCCAUAUUGUGAGUAUUUAUCCCCUUCAAAUAUAAAUGGAGCCAUGACUUUCACCAGUGCCAUUGUUGAAAUUGCACCUGGGAAACUACUUCAGGCCCAUUUUGAAGGGCGAAGGGUUCGAGCAAAAUACUAAGCGCAACUGGAUGUUAAAUGUCACUUUUCAUUACUCAGCACAUCCCUCUAAGUAGUUGUGACCCAGCACAUCAUUUUUCUGAAUUACCAUCUUUAGGGGGAUAAACCCAUCAGGACACCUUUUCAGAACUUAUUUCUUGGGCUGUCAGCAUAAAGGAGGCUGAGUGGGGACAGCAGGCAUGACACUUCCUGGCAGUACCCUGUUGUGUAUGUACAUAUAAAUGUAAUUGUUCCCAGCAAUUGUUUAUUAAAGCUAAUGGUUCUCUGAAA